Molecule: messenger RNA, 1438 nt
Organism: Phlebotomus argentipes
Lineage: Eukaryota; Metazoa; Arthropoda; Insecta; Diptera; Psychodidae
Gene: inc
Product: BTB/POZ domain-containing protein KCTD5
Exons: 3
Coding region: 126-761 (211 amino acids)
Biological process (GO): protein homooligomerization; proteasome-mediated ubiquitin-dependent protein catabolic process
Cellular component (GO): cytoplasm; Cul3-RING ubiquitin ligase complex
Molecular function (GO): cullin family protein binding
Source: RefSeq, a predicted model, not a curated record
GUAAAAAUCAGGGGAAGAAGAAGAAGAAGUGGCGUUGAAGGUGGAAAGAAAUUGGUGGAAAAAAUUGGUUGUGGUGCAAUAGGAGGUGGUUGCUUGUGAUCCGUCGGUUGUUUUGAUGCCCUCAGAUGAUGGCGACGAUAAAUCUGAACCCUAAGAAGAGCCCAACACUGCUGGAGAAUCAAUCUGGGAAGCAGUGGGUGAAGCUCAAUGUGGGUGGAACGUGCUUUCUCACCACGAAAACAACCCUCUCGCGCGAUCCCAGCUCCUUCCUCUUCAGGCUCAUCCAGGAGGACAGCGACUUGAUCUCCGACAGGGAUGAGACUGGCGCUUACCUCAUCGACAGGGACCCGCGGUACUUCGCCCCUGUUCUCAACUACUUGCGCCACGGCAAGCUGAUCCUGGACGGCCUGUCUGAGGAGGGCGUGCUGGAGGAGGCGGAAUUCUACAAUGUGACGCCCUUGAUCAGUCUCUUGCGGGAGAGCAUCUCGCGCAGAGACUCCAGACCUGCCUUAGAUAAGAAGAAAGUCUACAGAGUGCUCCAGUGCCAGGAGAAUGAACUGACCCAGCUCGUGUCCACGAUGUCGGAUGGGUGGCGUUUCGAGCAGCUGGUGAACAUCGGGACGCAGUACAACUACGGCUCGGAGGAGAAUGCCGAGUUCCUGUGCGUGGUGUCGAAGGAGUGCUUAAGUCCGCUGGUUGGGCGGGAGCAGGAGUCCAAUGACAGGGCGAAGGUGCUGCAGCAGAAGGGCUCUCGAAUGUAAUACUCUCUCUCUCUAUCUCUCGCCCGACGAUUUUGCCUCUCACGCGCACACACGUGACGAACAAAAACAAGGACCUCUGCAACCGUAUUAGAGCACACAGUCUUGCCAGGAGCGCCGACCGAGGGAAAGGGGAUGGAGAUUGCCAAGGGAUGUUUAGAGGCAGAAGAGAGUCGCAAAGGAUGUGGUUUGAUCAUAUUGGGAGAGCGCAUUUGGAACCAUUGCAAUUGAUCACAUCAUUUUAUUUCCCCUGAGAUGUUGCAGACACAAGACAUCUCAGAAACCCAGAGAGAAAAACCCACAAGAACAUACGAUUUAAGGUUAUACAAGAGAUGUUUACUUUUAAAAUGAAUAAUCUAGUGUUUAGAGGCGGAGGUAAAAUCGUUGUGUUGACUUUAUGGUUGAUAAAGUGUACUAUAUUAAAAAUAGAGGAAGUUAAAUUCCACCUAAACAAUGCACCGAAAAUCAUUUGAUGAAUAAAAUAGAAAUAAACUGAUGAAGAGAUUCGGUCCAGAAGAAGAAGAAAAAAACAGAGUCUUGUUCUGCCAAAACACUCUUAUUUGUAAAACGCGAUGCAAAACCUGUGUUUUAAGUUCACGAUGAAAGUCGAUUUUGUAAAAAAAAAUAUGUACGUUUCAAUAGAAAUUACAAGACAAACAUUACAAAUAAAAAAGGAGGUU